UCAUCAUCAUCAUCAUCAUCAACUGAAAGUAAGUUAGCUAAACUUCUUCAAAGAUCGACGAUUCAACAAUCUAAUAACAUCGAAAGUACUAUGGCUAAAAAUAAAACUGUUGAAUUAUUUAAGAACUUCAGAACUAUAUAUCCAAAAAAUACAAUUACAGAGAAAACUUCAAAUCCAUGUAUUAACAAAUCUAAUGAUAGUAUUUCGACGUGUAGUAUUAUUGCAUUAAAUACGGAAUCAAAAACAGAUAUUCCAGUUUCUCCAUCCGUUGCAACAACUUCUAGGAUUGUUGCAUCAAAUACUGAAGUUGGAAACAAUGCUUCAGUUUUUCUAUCCACUGGAUCGAUAUUUAAAACUAUAUCCAAUACUGAAUCUAAAGAUAACAUUUCAAUUUCUCUACCUGGAUCAACCAACAAUCUCCGAAAAUAUUAUGAAAUUCCUUUAAAAUCUGGUUCGACCAAUGAGUUUAAAACUAAUUCAUUAGCUAAGGGAUCUAUAAUAAUUAAUAAAUCCAAAACAGUACCUGCAUAUCUUUUACCAACUAAACCCCUAUCAACAUUCAAACGUAUUAUGCCAAAACCUUGGAAAAGCAAUGAA
Messenger RNA from Trachymyrmex septentrionalis, 597 nucleotides. RefSeq lists its product as uncharacterized. The record is from RefSeq and is a predicted model, not a curated record. NCBI's taxonomy places the organism in Eukaryota, Metazoa, Arthropoda, Insecta, Hymenoptera, Formicidae. The transcript has a single exon. The annotation marks the transcript as partial.